Molecule: messenger RNA, 3251 nt
Organism: Paramisgurnus dabryanus
Lineage: Eukaryota; Metazoa; Chordata; Actinopteri; Cypriniformes; Cobitidae
Source: RefSeq, a predicted model, not a curated record
CUCUGGACUCCAGUCUAUUCUGUAGUACUGUGAAGCGAGGCAGUCUUGCAGGAUGCGGGCGGGGUGGGUGUAUAUGAACUAAUGUAGCCUGAUCAAACAUCACAUUAUUACUUGCAAAGAUAUUCAGGUCUAAUUAUCAUGGCUGCAACCUCCCAACUGUUCAGGAUCGCCCAUGGCAGACAAUUUGGUCGGAUUUUGAUACCCGCCAUUACAUGCCAAAACUCCUGCCAGUCUCCUGUAUCCUGCACCAGUGCAACUCGGCCAUACGGUUUUCAUCAUUCACGCGGCUACAGGGCUUCAGCCGUGUGGCACACCUACUACCUGACCCCACCCCAGGUUGACAGCAUCUUAAAGGCGAAUGAGUACAGCUUCAAAGUUCCUGAAUUUGAUGGCAAAAACCUCAGUUCAAUCAUGGGCUUUGACAGCAACCAGUUACCUGCAAACGCACCCAUCGAGGACCGGCGAAGUGCCGCAACGUGCCUGCAGACACGCGGCAUGCUGUUUGGCGUGUUUGAUGGCCACGCCGGCUGUGCCUGUGCACAGGCGCUCAGCGAACGGCUUUUCUACUACAUAGCUGUUUCGUUGCUACCUCAUGAGACGUUGGUGGAACUGGAGAAUGCGGUGGAGAAUGGUCGGCCUCUUCAUCCGAUCCUGCAGUGGCACAAGCAUCCCAACGAUUACUUCAGUAAUGAAGCCUCACGGCUUUACUUCUCCAGCUUGCGCACAUAUUGGCAGGAGCUUCUGGAUCUGAGCGUUCCUGGAGAGCAACCUGACGUUGCCGAAGCACUCGUGAGCGCUUUUAAAAGGCUGGAUAAUGAUAUAUCUCUCGAAGCGCAGGUUGGUGAUCCUAAUGCGUUCUUGCACUACUGGGUACUUCGCGUGGCAUUCUCAGGAGCUACUGCAUGCGUUGCGCAUGUAGAUGGCAAUGAGCUGCACGUGGCCAACACCGGAGACGGGCGUGCAGUGCUGGGUGUACAAGAACCUGAUGGAUCCUUCUCAGCACUUACGCUCACCAAUGAUCACAAUGCGCAGAACGAGUCCGAAGUGCGUCGGGUGCGGGCCGAGCACCCGCGUUCCGAGGCAAAGACCGUGGUGAAGCAGGAUCGGCUGUUGGGGCUGCUCAUGCCCUUUCGCGCCUUUGGAGAUGUUAAAUUCAAGUGGAGCAUCGAGCUGCAGCGCCGCGUUCUCGAGUCAGGUCCGGACCAGCUUCAUGAGAAUGAGCAUGCCAAAUUCAUUCCCCCCAACUACCACACGCCACCCUACCUUACAGCAGAACCAGAGAUCACGCGGCAUCGCCUCCGUCCGCAGGACCGUUUCCUGGUCUUAGGCUCAGAUGGGCUGUGGGAAACGCUACAUAGGCAGGAAGUGGUUCGGCUCGUUGGUGAGCAUCUCACUGGAGUACAUCAGCAGCUACCGGUCAACGUCGGGGGCUUUAAAGUGACCCUGGGCCAGAUGCAGGGAUUGUUGCAGGAGAGGAAAGCUCGCAUCUCCUCCACGUUUGUGGAUCAGAUUUCAGCUACGCAUCUGAUUCGGCAUGCCGUGGGCAGUAAUGAGUUUGGGAUGGCGGAUCACGAGAGGUUGUCAAAGAUGCUAAGCUUGCCGGAAGAACUCGCUCGCAUGUACAGAGAUGAUAUCACGAUCAUCAUAGUGCAGUUUAACCCACAUGUCAUUGGUGGACAGUAGGACUAAACAUACUUUUCAUUUCACAUGCACUCUGUUACAAUGCUAAUCUUGUGCACAAUCUUGUUGAUGCAUUAUCAGCAAUAUCAGCACAGCAAAACCAAUAUCAGUGGAAUGUAUUCAUCUGUAUGUAUUUAUGUUCAUUUUUAUUUUCACAUAUUCAAGGCAGCUGCCUUUGAAGGGGUAAUCUUGAAAUCGCAGUAUAAGUGGUGUUUGUUGCCACUGUUAUGCUGUACUGUAUGUGGCAGUUAGGCCAAAUGGAGAAAGAAGUGCUAAGCCUAUAACAGACCCAAAACAAUAUUUAAGACUGGAACCUGCACACUGUUCAAAUGUACCUAUAUAUUUUCAGCACAUUUUGCACUGUGGAGAGACUUAAAGGGAAGAAUGUAAGGUUAAGAAGUGCCAAAAUCUGCUUUUAUGUCGUAUCAUUUUAAUGAAACUGCUAAUACAAAGGUCAUUUUGAAAUGGUGAGAUAAAAUGAGUAUGAAAGAAUGAAGUUUUAUUAUAGUUCAUUUUUGGAUUUAUUGGUUUUGUGGUUAUGGAGUUUAUGGAGAAGGUAAAAAGCAGCAGAAGUUUGGAUUUUGUUGCAGUUUUUAAUAUACACACACACAAAAUAUGUUUAAAUUAGUACUACGUUACAAAAAGUUUUUUGUGUAAAUCAUGGCUUUAGUAGAUGAUGUUUUUCAUAUCUUUGUUUAAUAAUCGUAGAAACAUGGUUACAUUCUUUAAAAAUACUGUUAAAUAAGUCUUCUUCAGAUUAGUAGAUGUAAAGUCUUUCCAGAUUAUCCUUAAUUGUUAUUUUAUUUGUAUUAUUAACAAUAACAAAAUAUUCUCUGUUACUUUCAUGUCAAUCUUACCUCGUCCAUUUUUUUUAAGUUUGUAAUGCUUCUGGCCAUUGAUUUCCAUUGAUUUGUGCAGAUUUGCUGGACCUUCAUGUAAGAGAAACAACAUGAGGUUCAGUAAAGGUUGAAGCGACAAAACGUACCAGAAAUGAAACGCACACAAACGCUUGUAUGCUGAAGGAAAUGUGAAUCUGAAGGAUUUGCUUUUUCUGGAUUGUGUUUCCAAAGUCAUUUAAUAGAUUUCAAUGUUGCAAGUGUUACAUUUUUCGAGUCAUUACAUUACAUGAGAUUAGAACUUCUCACUUCUUCCCUCCUUUGGUCAGUGUUGUUGGUCAGUUUAAAACCAUAACUCUGUGAUUGAACAUCUAGUCUGCUUUUUUGUUCUGUACUCUGCUCUUGCACAAGAACACACAGCUGAUUACCACAUGAAAUGUUAAGUAUGAUAGUAGAGCAGCACACAGUGUUAUUGGGGUAAUACUGUCAUAAAAAGUAUGGACAGUGAGUUUGCAAAAGUGUACAUAUGGAAAGCUUUUUAUUAAAAGCAUAAUACUUGAAGUAAGUGUAUGCUGCAGCUUGUUAAGUUAAGUUUAACAGGCUUUACCAAUGUUUUGCAGCAUGUAACCAAUGCAUUUAACGGUAUUACUAUAUGCUGGUGCAUGAACAUGACUUUUGUGAGCACACUUGCUUUUUUUGUAUUGACACUGUUUUAAUAAAAAUGUUGUUACCAAA